Messenger RNA from Corticium candelabrum, 1556 nucleotides. Its product is annotated as tyrosine-protein phosphatase non-receptor type 1-like. Gene Ontology annotation, cellular component: cytoplasm; nucleus. The coding region runs from base 35 to 1483 and encodes 482 amino acids. Gene Ontology annotation, biological process: negative regulation of ERK1 and ERK2 cascade; negative regulation of receptor signaling pathway via JAK-STAT; peptidyl-tyrosine dephosphorylation. NCBI's taxonomy places the organism in Eukaryota, Metazoa, Porifera, Homoscleromorpha, Homosclerophorida, Plakinidae. Gene Ontology annotation, molecular function: non-membrane spanning protein tyrosine phosphatase activity; protein kinase binding. The transcript has 9 exons. The record is from RefSeq and is a predicted model, not a curated record.
UCCACUUCCACGCUUGCGUGUUCUGCACGCAACUAUGAAAGCCGAGUUCGAUGAUCUCGACGAUUCUCAGGGAUGGGUAGAGCUCUUCUACACGCUCGGAGACGAAGCUCGUCGUAACGCUGGGACUCAAAAAAUCGCUAAAGAACCACAGAACAAGCCUCUAAACCGCUACAAGGACGUUCAUCCAAUUGAUGAAACGCGUGUUGUUUUACGAGAAGGUGAUGUCGAUUAUAUCAACGCCAAUCACGUUCAAAUCCCCGAAGUGGAGAGAAAGUACAUCCUGGCGCAGGGACCAUUAGAGAGGACUUGCGGGCAUUUCUGGCAGAUGGUGUGGGAGCAGGAGUCAAAGGGUGUGAUUAUGCUCAAUCGAACUAUAGAGAAAGGAAUGCGUAAGUGUCAUGAGUAUUGGCCAAAUGGUGAAGAGGAUGGAGAUGAAGAUGAAGUGACAUUCUCUGAUUUUCAUAUAACAUUGUUGACCAAAGACUAUGGAGAUUCGUACAACAAAAGCAUACUCAAACUUGAAAAUCUAAAGACUGAAGAGACUCGUGAAGUUCUUCAUUUCCAUUAUCUUCGAUGGCCAGACUUUGGAGUGCCACAGCAAUCAGAUACAUUUCUUGAUUUUCUUGCUGCGACUCGUAAUGCUGGUGUUCUUGACAAGAACGUUGGCCCUUGUGUUAUUCACUGCAGUGCUGGCAUUGGACGAUCAGGAACAUUUUGUUUGGUGGAUGCUUGUCUUGAAAUGUUUCGUGCAGAGGGCAAAACAGCUUCACUUGACAUUCCUCGGGUGUUGCUCAAUAUGCGUCGUCAACGAUUGGGACUCAUCCAGACACCAGACCAGCUGCGCUUCUCAUAUAGAGCCAUUAUUGAUGGUGUAAAGUAUCUGCUAGGUCUGGAAGAACCCGAAGAAACUGGAAGGGUCAGUUUCUGUGAAAGUGAAUCAGAACAUGAAGACGAUGAACCUCCUCCCAUUCCACCACGAGACCCUGACAUGAUAGAGAGAGCAAGCAACAAGGAGACUGAAGCUGUUCUACCUCCAGCCUAUAAUGAGGGAGACAGAGAGACGCUGAAGAGGACUUGCAGCAUGCCAGCUGAUGAACCUCCAAACAAACGAGAAAAACUAGAUCCAAGUGAAGAAACAGCGGCAGGGGCACAAUGUGGGACAAGUGAGUCAGAGGGAAGUAGCGAAUGGGAAGUCAUAAAUGGUACAGAAGAUUCACAAGGCAGGGCAGAUGAAGAACAAGAGGAUGACAAGGAUCAACCAGUUGAAACAACAGAUGAACAUGAGAGUUUAGUAAGGUCAAGGAAGAGAGAAGAGAGAAAACAGCAGAUGCAAGAUAAGGUGGAUGAAAUCAAAGAAACAAUGAGAAAGCAAGAAGAAGAGGAAGAGGACUGGUGGGGUUGGGCUCGGCCAUAUGUGCCACUUGGAAUAGCAAUCACAUUAAUUGGAGUAAGCUACAUCCUGUACAGGGUGCUUUAUGUCUAAUUUCUAAUCAUAUUGUCCGGACAAUUGGGAAUCAUAUUAUAGUCACGUUGAUCAAACAUGUGAGAAAACUCAA